Messenger RNA from Prosopis cineraria, 994 nucleotides. RefSeq names its product succinate dehydrogenase assembly factor 2, mitochondrial. The coding region runs from base 218 to 775 and encodes 185 amino acids. Gene Ontology annotation, cellular component: mitochondrion. The transcript is spliced from 5 exons. Lineage: Eukaryota; Viridiplantae; Streptophyta; Magnoliopsida; Fabales; Fabaceae. The record is from RefSeq and is a predicted model, not a curated record. Gene Ontology annotation, biological process: tricarboxylic acid cycle; protein-FAD linkage; mitochondrial electron transport, succinate to ubiquinone.
AAUGACACGACCGUCGCCCCCCUGCCCUGCCUCGUCUGUGCUUGGUUUACAUAAUAAUCAAGGAAAAAUUGUUCCUUUAUUUUGGGCGGCGCUCCUUUACUUUUCUGUUGGUUGGCGAUAAAUUUGUUUGCAACAGCGACGCGAAUUUAAGCUCCAGUGGCUGAACAAGCGAGAGAUCGUGGGUUUAGGUUCUGCAGAAACCACAAUCUGAAUUGUAAUGGCGAAUUUGCGAAGACUUGUGGUUUACGUUUCCAGGGUGCUCAAUUCUGCGUCCACCCCUUAUACGAGCUCUAUCCAAUCUGCUUCAAAUCCCCUUGUCAGGUCUCGUUAUGGAUAUGCUUUUUCUUCUCCAUUCACUUCCCAGAGUAACGACUCUCAAUCGCUUGAUAUAGACAUGUCCAACGAAGAAAGCAAAAGGCGCUUGUUUAAUAGAUUAUUGUAUAGAAGCAAGCAACGAGGGUUCCUGGAACUCGACUUGGUCCUCGGCAAAUGGGUAGAGGAGAAUAUCCAUUCUUUGGAUGAAAAUCGGAUUAAAGCUCUGAUUCAUGUUCUGGAUAUGGAGAAUCCUGAUUUAUGGAAAUGGGUAUCCGGGCAGGAGCAACCACCUGAAUCAAUCAGCUCAAAUCCAGUCUUUGCUGCUGUCCGGGAAGGAGUCAAGAAGAACCUUGAUAGCCAUGCCGCCCCCGAAACAAGAGCAACGCCUGGCCGACCAUGGGUAAGAGGUUGGGAUGAUAUCAAGAAAGGUCGGGAUGGUCCUAUUUCUGGGAAUCAGUAGCUCUUUCUUGAAUGUUUGAGGUCGGUUGAGUUUGUUUCUUUGUAAAAAGGAAUUGAGUAAAAUCUGGCCGGCCAUUAUUGUUGCAAUUAUUAAGAGCUGAGCAGCAACAAUUUCUACGCUUGUAUAAGCUGCUAGAUACAUGAAAAAAGGGGUGUAAACUAGAAUAUUAUCACCUUGGGGUGACUUUUAUAUCCUCUAUUUUCGUUCUAUUUUGUUAAA